Drosophila ananassae is the source of this 4994-nucleotide messenger RNA. RefSeq lists its product as uncharacterized. The transcript is spliced from 8 exons. The coding region runs from base 1008 to 2648 and encodes 546 amino acids. Lineage: Eukaryota; Metazoa; Arthropoda; Insecta; Diptera; Drosophilidae. The record is from RefSeq and is a predicted model, not a curated record.
ACAGCUUCCUGCUGCUGAUGCUUCAGUUACAUUGAUAAUGCCAAAUCGUUUGGUCGCUCUGCCGCUGCCACCGUACACGAGGACGAAGCCACAACAACCACGACAGCAAAUUCAGCGCAGGCGAAAGCUAAUAUUUGAAUCAAUUUGAAUAAUAGCCGUAUAAACAAACCGCAGAAACACAAAAUAAUAGCCAGCGGACAGAAACGAAUUAGCCAGUCUAAUGGCCAAACGCAAUUGAAACAAAAUAGCAAAAUCAGUGGACAAACAACUGCCGGCUAAAAGUGUCAGAAUUUGUGAAAAUUAAUAUUUCACCAGAGAUUUGAGUGCUACCAAAAUUAAAACAAAAGGCAAACAGACAGCACACUGCACACCGAACAGAGAAACAGGACCAAACAAAACUUUUCGCCAAACUUUUAUUUCGUACACACACGUUUUUUUGGCCCAACGCGAUUUGUUCGCACAAAAUUAUGAAAAAUAUGUGAGAAGUGUGCAAAAUCCAAAAAACACUCGGGGAGCAAGGACCUGAGCGGCGGGCGCAAAAAGCGUAACUGAGAGCCUCUGGCAUAGGUCAAGCUCCGAGCUCCAGUGCGAGAUAUUUUUUGGACGGUCUCGGAAUCCCCGACGUGGUUCUUCGAGGACCCCGCUUCCACGUACUCCGUGAACUCCAUCCAUGUGCUAGUGUCGGUGUGUGAGUGUGUGCGUGGAAACCCGUGUAACGUGCUAAAAUAAGUUAAUUUAUUGCCGGGACAAUACUAACAACAGCAGCUCGCAGAGACAACAAUCGCCGGCAGUCAUAACAUUUACCUUGUUUCCAGCUCCCCAAAAAGCUGGAUUAGAGCUUCCGAGUAAUCCCAACUGCAGAGCCCAGAAGAAACCCGAAUUCAAUUGACAUUUAUUGGCCAAUAUAUAUUUAUAGGGCCAAAGUCGGAGCAAAGGAAAUUCGAAAGUAAAAAAGCCGAAAGGGGGCACACAAAUACAGAGAGACAACAGUAUAAACAUAUUUUCCAAUGGCGAACACCACUAAACAAGAGCCGCCCAUCCGCAACAUACAAAUGGCCAAGUGCAUGAGGCGGAGGGGAAAAGAAAUGGCCACAGCACCAUCACUUGGACCACAAACUGGGCGUGGCCGCUUCUGCUGGCUGGCCAUGAUACUGCUGCUCAUGGUGGUGCCUGAUUUUAUUGUGGCACUUAAGGAUGUUUCGGUAAUGAUUCCCCAGGCGGUGAAACGUGGCAGCAACGCUCUGUUCACGUGUAAUUACGAUAUGGAGAAUGAUACUCUAUACUCGGUGAAAUGGUAUAAGGGCAAGCGUGAAUUUUAUCGCUACACGCCCAAGGAGAAUCCGGCAAUGAAGGUCUUCGCCAUGACGAGUGGUCUCAACGUUGAGCGAAACCUUUCAAAUCAGAGCCACGUCGUGCUGCAGUCGGUCCCGUUGAAUAUUUCGGGUAAAUUUACAUGCGAAAUUUCCGUGGAGGCCCCAACAUUCCAAACAGCCAUGGUGUCCGGCGAAAUGGAGGUUGUUGAGCUACCGGAAGAGCACGCCGUGGUUACCGGGAUUCAGGCACGUUAUCGCAUUGGCGAUUUGGUCGACGGCAAUUGCUCAAUUAAAUACUCCAAACCGGCUGCUAAUUUGACAUGGACUAUUAAUGGUAUUGUGGUGCCACCGCACCACAUCAAGACGUAUCAAACCGAGAGGCGGGAGAACAGCACCCUGGAAUCGGUCACAAGUGCCAUACAUUUCAUGGUCACCAAUCAACAUUUUCUCAAGGGUCAGAUGAGGCUCAAGUGCACGGCCAAUAUCUUUGACAUCUUUAAGGAGGAAAUGGAGAGCGUCAUCGAGGAGGACCGACCCAGGAUAAUGGCUUCGGGCAGAUCGUAUGACAUCAACAAUUACCCACUCGAUGAGCACACGAAUGGCGAAAGGGGCUUCGAGGAUCACAAUGAAUCAUAUUUAACCUACUAUUCAGCGGAUAAUAGUGCAUCGGGCGCCGCGACAGCUGCAAACGAAAUCUUCUGGCGUUUCUGGCCAUCACGACUCUCGGCAACACUUGGCCAAAUGACGAAGCUCCGCAUCAACAGGCAGUUAGCGGGGGCAGCUGCUUUUUUCGCCGCUUUGGUUCUGGGGCCGCUGGCCCAUCAAAUUAUCAACUGUCAAUACACAAAGCCGGCGACGGCGACGGCAACGGCAACAACAGGACUGGAAACGGGAACACGAAGGGCAAAGGUGCCACAAAAACGGCAACAACAACAGCAGCUGCAACAUCAACAAAUGCCUGGAAGCAGCAACAGGGACGAAAAGGAUGUGACAGCUUCAAAGGCGCCACCAUUCGCAUCCGCAUCCACAUCCACAUCGAGCGUCAAAUGCUUUUAUAAUUGUCAAAUGGCAAUGCCAACUGAAAAUCGCAAUCUCGUGCUGCACGAGGACGAUGAUGAUGGGGUAGCGAAUAUUGAAAGUGCAACGGCUGCAGCUCCAGCUUCUGAUAUUGCUGCUGCUGUUGCUGCUGGAGUCGCGAGUUGCAGCAUUAAGCGGCUGUCAGCAACACUUGUGGGGAGUGUGGAGGGCGUGGCCAGUUGGCUGGAUCAACGAAUAUUGAUGACUUUGAGGCGGCAGCCGAUGGAUGCGACGCAGACGCGCUGGAGCGCGUGCUGAUGCCGAAUUGAUGAUGAAAUCCAUUUCCGAAAGUAGCUUAAGGUGCUCGCCACGGCCCUUACACUGUGUGAAAAGUUGAAUGGUUUAAUUAAUAUAUAUGCGAGUAUUGAUUGAAUUCGCCAGAUGCAUAAUUUGACCUGGCAGUAGCUCUUAAGCGUUAUUCAUAAGGUCAGGGAUAUACGAAACCGUGGUAUAUUUAAUUAUUAAAUUAUGGCCAGCGAGGCCUGCUUAAUAACAGGAAACACGUACAUGUUAUGUUACAAAAUUAAUACCUAGAUGGUGAAACCAGUUAAAAGUAUAACUACCCUGUAGGGAGCAAUCACAAGUGGUUUGGUUUAUUGAGUUUUGAGAUGUUAUGUUAUAUAAAACUUCUGGGCUCUAGUUUAAAAAUAAAGACGAGUUAAGUGACCGUGUGACAUUAAGUGGUAAUAUUUUUAUACAAAAUAUAGUGGUACAAGCAGAUUAAUUGCGAUUUCUCUAUGUCUAUCAGACUUAAGCAUACAGUUUCUGGCAACUAUGCCAUAUUUGUACUCUUUGCACACGUCUACUUGAACAUUUGCAAGACGAAAAUUCUCCUUUUUCCGCGGCUUGUCCGCUUGAUCAGCAAGCUGCUUAUCAUCUAUUGCUUCAAAAGUAAAAAAUAAAUUAUUUGAGCAAAACAAAACAUAAAGAAACCCAAAUCCAUAAUCUCUGAACAAAUUGUACAGUUCCUUUGUGAGUGCGCCUACAGGGUAACGAGUAUGUAAUAACCCACACGCUAAAUAAACACAUACCGUAUUCCAUGUAUCUCGUAAGUGUAACGAAUUGCACUACCCCUUAUGGUGCCCAGGAAGCUCUUAGCCUACCAAAGCAAAGAAAACCAUCGAAAUGGAUACCGAAGGGCAUCCGAAAUAUAUUCGCAGUGUACAGCAAGCUGAACUUUAGACUGCACUUGAGCUUAGCUUUCGGGUACCGUAGUGCAUUUUAAAGUGGGCUUUGGUUAACAUAAGCUGGGUGACAGCACUACCCAAAAACACGCAGAGUUGCAAAUAAUAAGUACUCAAAUAAAUAAAACUAGUCUAGUGCCAAGAAAACGUGUAUAUAGAAUAUAGAACCUUAAUGGAAAGACAUAUAUAUCCUCUGUACAGAAAGGAACUUUUUACGGUUGUGGUAAUACAAAGCAAAAUUAAAAAUUGAAAUAGUUAAUCGAUUGUAGAAAGCCUGGAAUUCAUAGAACAAUGGAAAAAAUAAAUAAAACCUAAUUUUUACUGUAACUCAAACGAAACAAACAAUUAUUUGAACAUUUUUGGCCAUCAAAAAUCCAGCGGUAAAUAGUUCCUUUGUCUAUAUAAUUAAUGAACGUUAAGUAAUUGGUAAUCCAAUAGAGAAGGGAGAACCCUAAUCGUAAUCUGUUAACAAAAGGUACUGUUUAUUUACAUGAUUAAAAAAAAAAUUGUCAGCCGUUGCCAUAAUAGAGCGAUAAACUGUAGAUGCUCGAACUAGAAAAGUUCUUAAGAAAAAUUGAACUCAAAUAAAUUUUGUAAAUUUGUAUAGUAAAUAUAUUGAAUAUAUUUGGAAAAUAUUUGUUUGUAUUUAGGAAGAAAGCUACUCAGUAAUGUCACUUAUUGUGUAUUUAUAGUUUAUCGCUUUAUAAUGGUUACUGAGUAAAAAAUAUUAUAACGUGUAAAUAUAAUCCAAUGUGUAAGAGCAUAUUAAAGAUAUUCUAUAAAUACGAAUGUAAAUGUUUAAAAGUUUUAAUAUUGUGUAAUCAAAAUAAAAGUAAUGUGCAUGCGCCUAGAGUUCUCAAAUCAAAUCGUGUUGUGAAAAUCGUCUUCCCUUAUUUGUGUUGUUUCAAAAUAUUAAAAAUAGUUAGUUGUUUCAUACUAAUUAUUCGAACUAUUACAGUAUCAUUUUUUUCCAUUUAAUCAGACAGAGGCAAGGAGAACUUGAGUUUCAUUUCGAUGUUAUUAUCUAAGAUGAUUAAACAAUAAAGAAUAAAGCUGAAAAAUGCUUUGUGCUAACCCAGAACUUAAUCUAAAGCAAAUGCAUUUGCACAAAUUAUAAAAUAUUCAUAUCCCCCAUAAAUAGUCAAAAUGUGUAAAGCUAAAAAAUGUGUAAAGCUAAACUCAAAGUAGAUCUAAGAAAAACCAACAGUGGUGUAAAAUGCAUAACAUACAUACAUAUAAUAAAAAAAACCAUUUACCACUAUAAUGCAUAGAUAUAACAGAAUGGUAAUAACAACAUUAAUGAAUAUUUAUGUAAGAUGUGAAUGAAAAUGAAAAUCAAAGGAAGGCAUAUAAUAUUAGUGUGUACCAUAACCGUAAGCAGGCAAACUUCACAUAAAUAAACGAAAAUAAAUAUUCAAAA